AUCGAACGUGUUGGAAGCUCAAGCCCAAGUCGAGGCCACGGAUCGGGCAAGGUCAUGUUUUGAGUAGCUGCACAAGUGGAGGAUCGUGGGUCUUGCCUCUUCGUUUCUCGCAGCACGAACACCGAUGGCGGGUCGCAAUUUAGUGUGUGUUAUCUUAGUGGCCGGCCAUGCACAGCAGCUGAAACAAGACAUUGAGGUGAGUAACGCUACGGCCAAGAAACACAAGGAAGAUGAGAGUGGCAAAUACAUUCACCUUAAGGGCGUGCCCAAAGCCCUCUUGCCAGCUCCUCAAGGGAAGCGCAUUUUGGAUCACUGGUGGGAUGCAAUCAAAACACGCCAGCUAUUUAGUGACGUAUUCCUAGUCACUAAUGCGGACAAAUACAAACACUUUGAACGCUGGGCAACUGCUUCAGACUUUCCAGUGGAGAAUAUCAUCAAUGAUGGAUCGACCAUCCUAGAUAAUGCCAUAGGAUCUGUUGCUGAUGUUGAACUUGCCAUCCGUACCAAAAACUUAUGGGAAAAUGAUAUUUUGGUUGUAGCUGGUGACAUGCUAUUUCAGGAUAGCAAGUUUGACAUGGCACAGGUAUUAGACUACUUCUACAGGACACCUGAAGGUGAUUUGGCUAUAUAUUAUGAGAUGGGGUCUUUAGAGCCAACCUUUUCAAGAGGUAUUGUGGAAGUGUGUUCAAAGACAAACAGGAUAACAAAGUUUCUGGAGAAACCAGCACCUCAUGAGACAUGCUCGAGGAAUGCUAGCGUUGUAUUUUAUGCUUUUCGUUCAGAGACUGUUUCACGCCUUCCUGUGUAUCUCCAAGAGUAUAGGGCUUCCACUCAACGUACCUUUGGUGCUUUCAUGCAGUGGCUUAUUAAUGAUUUAAAGGUACUGGUAUAUGGGAUGAAGCUACCUACAGGUUUUCAACUCAUUGGUCAAGUGGGCUUAAAGGAUUAUGAAUCAUGGAACUCAUACUUUGCUGACCAAGCCAAGAAAGAGUGUAAGGCCCCAAGAUCCCACCGAGCAUAUGCAAGAGUUGGCAUUAUGGGCAAUCCGUCAGAUGGGUUUUUUGGCAAGACCAUUUCCCUUUCCAUUGCCAAUUUCUGGGCUGAAGUGACCAUCAAGGCAAGUGCCAAAUUACGCCUCCUUCCUCACCCUCUAAAUGACCCGAUAGAUUUCGGGUCACUAUCAGACCUGUAUGGAAUCAGUAACAAGGAGGGAUAUCUUGGAGGCCUGCGCUUGCUCCAGGCCACCUGCAAGAAGUUCUAUCAUUUCUGUGCCACCAGAGGCAUUGCACUGACGCGGCAGAACUUCACGCUGUCCUAUGAUACGAACAUCCCACGCCAAGUUGGUCUGGCUGGCAGCUCAGCCAUUGUAACAGCCACCCUGAAGUGCCUCAUGGACUUCUUUAACCUAUCAGACCAUGACAUGCCCAAGACUCUCCAGCCGCAGUUCAUCCUAGAUGUGGAAAAGGAGGAGCUGCGGAUAAAUGCUGGAUUGCAGGACAGGGUUGUGCAGAUUUAUGAGGGAUUGGUGUAUAUGGAUUUCACAAGAUCAUUAAUGGAAAGUCAAGGACAUGGGAAUUAUGAGCAUCUUGAUGUAGAUUUGCCGCCACUUUUCCUUGUGUAUCUGCCAAACCCCAGUGACUCAGGCAAAAUCCACUCAGAUGUUGCUGCUCGUUGGGAGAGAGGAGAUGAUAAAGUUUUGGAGGGAAUGAAAAAGUUUGCAGACCUAACUGAAGAAGCUAAAACAGCCAUCAAGAAUCAUGAUUGGUCUACUCUAGCUGACCUAAGAAAUUAAAUUUUAAAGCAAAGAACUGUAUGGUGAUGCUGCUCGGGUUUUUGUAAUCGAAAAUGUGAAUUUAGCAGUUUUGGGGCUGCUUUUGAAAAUUCCCUGGCAGCGGUGGUGCUGUAUUAGGCUUCCUGAACGACCAGAGUAGAAUGGAGGAACUUCGUCAUCGUUACCAGCAGGAAGGUUGUGUGGUUGUUGAUAUCAUACCCAAAAAACCAGUGCCAAAAAAUAACAACAUUUGAGAAAGUGUGUGGUUAGCAUUAUUGUGCAAAUAUGUAUGUUAUUUUUAAUCAUUGCUCUAAAUUAUUUAUAGGUUAGAGCAGUCCUUAGCCAACCAGGCAUUUUUUGCAAUUGCACACCAUUUACCCGACAAUUGAAUAGUUUUGAGUCUUUAUCUGCUUCACAGAUGUAAAAAGGAAUAGGCAUUAGUUUUUACCUUUUUUUCUUAAAUUUUGCAUGGUUAACCUGAGGGGGAAAAUUUAAAACAUUUUUUUCCCUGAUCAGCUUGCACUUUUGCCGAGUAGUAGCUUUUUUUGAGAUGUGAUUUUGGCUGCAUUUCCAAUAUUUACAGGAUUAGUAUUUGGAACUAUUGAAAAAAUUGUGAGGAUUCUUUAAUUUUUCUUAAAAUUUUUUUUUUAAUAAUUUUGGGUUCAUAGUAACCAGUAAAAACUGUAGAAGUGCACAGUGAUAAUAGUAUGUACCUGCACGUGAGGAUGAAAAGUAUGAUGUAAUUCCAGUAUUAUAAGUUAUUUUUAAUCAUAUUUUCGUAUACUUUUAUAUACUCUAUGCUUGUAUGUGACAACCUUUAUGUAUUGCGCAAUCCUCAGGCCUUAUGGGUAAUCCUUGGAUGAAUAAUGUUAUUUGGAUAUAAUUAUCUUAUGACGAGCUCUACAUAAAAUAUUAUAGUCAUAAUUUCACAAGAAAGUUAUACAAGUUCAGCAAGAUGAAAAAAUGCAUCAACUAAUGAUAGUGCUGUACACAAUUUUUUUUAACCAUGUGAUAGGUUAGGAUAACUAAUUAGGAUUCAUAUAUUGUUUUUUAUACUUGGGCUGUGAAUAUUUAUUACAGGUAUUUUUUAUUCAUAUAGAGGAUGGUAUAUUUUACUAUACCAUUAUAUGUGUUAUAUUAACUGACUGCAUGAGGUACCAUACUAGCAUAGGCAUGGUGAAGCUGUUAACUGCAGUAGCAAAUUGUAAUCCACUGCUGUAUUUCCUUGAAGCUUUUAGCCAUUUUAAGGACCAUUUCCCUUUGGUUGACAGUGAAUUAACUUAUUAUAGAAUAUCACGAUUUAUAAGUUUUUUAGUUUUUUUUUUCUUUUUAGAGGAAUUUACAUUUUUUGCAGUUAGGGUUAUGGCUAUUGGUUAAUUUUAUGUGGAGAGUCUUAGAUGUAUUGUUAUUGUUAUUGGUGUUGUGAUGCUCAAAUACUUAAUAUGUCCUGAAUUUAGGAUUAUUAAGAUAAAGUGAUGCACUAUAUUAGAUGUAAGUGUUGGCAUUGUCUUCCUGAAAAAACAAAACAAAAAAACAGUGUGCUGAGUUUAGUGUAUCUGAGGAUUCAGAAAAUAUCAUGAAUGAUUUUUCUAUUUCCAAGACAAUAUUAAAAGUAGUUUAGCAACUCUGUACUACCUGUGUGAUCCAAAUACACUACCUGUGCUUGCAAGUAGAAUGGGGGGGCCUUGCCUAGAUGUACAAGAGCAUGUUUCUAAAUAUUUCCAAGACAUUCCCUGCUUGUCAAAUAUAUAUAGACAUCCCCCAGACGGAUAUUGUUAUGUCUUCUGUUUUGUGAAUUGUAAGUGUAUUUUCCUGCUGGACGUCUUUUUAGUGUGUUUUUACUUUAUUUAUUACUUGAAAAUUAUCACUGUUAAACAACAUGCAAUAUGUACUUUGUUGAAUUUAUAAUAAAUGUUUUAUUUUGA
Messenger RNA from Penaeus monodon (black tiger shrimp), 3696 nucleotides. RefSeq lists its product as uncharacterized. Gene Ontology annotation, molecular function: ATP binding; glucuronokinase activity. The record is from RefSeq and is a predicted model, not a curated record. The coding region runs from base 125 to 1792 and encodes 555 amino acids. The transcript is spliced from 12 exons. Lineage: Eukaryota; Metazoa; Arthropoda; Malacostraca; Decapoda; Penaeidae. Gene Ontology annotation, biological process: biosynthetic process.